UGGCCAAUGACAGCCUGGCCCUGAUGGCUUGGCUUUCUCCCCUCCUCUGUUGCUGCUCCCCAGCCCACUCUGCCCCGCCCACCCCUCUCUGGCUGGGCUUGCCUCCCGCUCAGCUAGCUUAGCGAGCGCAAAGCGCUGACGAGCCCCGGAGCUGGCACAGGCAGUCAGCGCUCUCCGCCUGGGUCCCAGGUCAGCUGCCCACCGCCUGAAGUGGCUUCUGACCCUAGGAGCUGUGGGUCACACGAACUUCCUGAAGGGAACCGGUGCGAGAGAAGACAGAGUAAGGGCGAGCCAUGGACCCUGUGAGCCAGCUGGCCUCUGCGGGAACCUUUCGGGCACUGAAGGAACCCCUUGCCUUCCUGCGAGCCCUGGAGUUGCUUUUUGCAAUCUUUGCAUUUGCAACAUGUGGCGGCUAUUCCGGAGGCCUGCGGCUGAGCGUGGACUGCGUCAACAAGACAGAAAGUAACCUCAGCAUAGACAUAGCCUUUGCAUAUCCAUUCAGGCUGCACCAGGUGACCUUUGAAGUGCCCACGUGUGAGGGAAAGGAACGGCAGAAGCUGGCGCUGGUUGGAGACUCCUCAUCCUCAGCAGAAUUCUUUGUCACCGUGGCUGUGUUCGCCUUUCUCUACUCCCUGGCUGCCACUGUCGUGUAUAUUUUCUUCCAGAACAAGUACCGCGAAAACAACCGGGGCCCACUCAUUGACUUUAUCGUCACUGUAGUCUUUUCAUUCUUGUGGCUGGUGGGUUCGUCUGCCUGGGCAAAAGGACUGUCUGAUGUCAAAGUGGCAACAGAUCCCAAAGAAGUCCUGUUGCUGAUGUCAGCUUGCAAGCAGCCUUCCAACAAGUGCAUGGCUGUCCAUAGCCCUGUCAUGUCCAGCUUAAAUACAUCUGUGGUCUUCGGGUUUUUGAACUUUAUCCUCUGGGCUGGAAACAUUUGGUUUGUUUUCAAGGAGACUGGCUGGCAUUCCUCGGGACAGAGAUACCUUUCCGACCCCAUGGAGAAGCACUCCAGCAGCUACAAUCAAGGCGGCUACAACCAAGACAGUUAUGGGUCAAGUGGUGGGUACAGUCAGCAGGCGAGUCUGGGGCCAACUUCUGAUGAGUUUGGCCAACAGCCUAGUGGUCCCACUUCCUUUAACAAUCAAAUAUAACGGAGUAUCACUCACCACCUUCCAUUUCAGUAGCAGAAGAAUUUUUUAAGAGUUUCAAUCAAUUAUUAAUGCAGAGAAUGUUGAAUGUAAAUCAGAGAUCUGUAGUCCUCAUUAAGACAGAAGGGCCUGGGUGGUGAUAAAUGGGACUUAGAAAUGAAAUGUCAUAAAGAGAUACAUUAUUCAUCACGGAUGGGUAACUCAAAAGUACCUGGUUCUACACACAGAUACUUUUAUGGUCGCUUUGUAUGUGUGGUAAAAUAGUAGAAGCAUUUUGUAGCCUAAAGUCUCUAGUAUGUAAUGUGUGUAAAGUACCAUAAAUAGUACUGAGUUUUCAUAUGUGUUUUGAUGCAACAGAUAUUUUACUGAUUUCUAGAAGACUAUUUCAUGAAUCGCAUUGUGCAUGUGUUACUAUUUUUUAGUUGAAGACCUUCAAGACUGCAACUCUGUUUUAGAUAUUUAUUCUCUACUGUUUUCACUUGAUACAACAAUGUGUGUAUGAUUUAAUGCAUGAGUAAGCAUUGUCUCGCACAAUAAAUGUUUGACUGUACUUCUGGAGACUUUUCAGUUUGCAUCAUGAGUUUGUUAAGUGAGUAUUUAAAGACAUGUAUGCAUGUCUUUGUAGACUUUGCAAGUUUGUCUCUUUGACUUUAGCCAAGUUCUGAAUGCAUUAGAGCAAAGGUCUGGAAGGUUUUCCUAUUUGUAGAUAGUCAGUGUUCUCUAUGGUGACUGCCCAAUACUUAUUUGAUUAACUUAAGUAAAUAUUUACAUUCUUGUAACUUUCUAUGGUGUUUUGUGGCUCUUGUGAGCCAUGACUGAUAAUGCCCAAUGACCCUCUGUUUGCAGAAUGGCACUUUCUUUGCAUCCAGAGAGGCAGAUUUAGACACUGUAGUUUAAGUAGUAUUAAGAAACGUGCUAUGUUGUUCUAUGUGACUAGUCAAAUGUUUGGUUUUGUUUAUUUUUGAAACUAAUAUAUUGUUCAAUCUAAUUGUUAGAAAUAUCAAGUUAUAGCUUAACAGGAUUACUAAUUUAGAUUUGUGUAGACAUAAAUUAAGAAUGGCUUUUGUCACUUUAUUCCCAAAGAGGGUUCUCAUGAAAGACUCUCCAGAACAUAUUCCUUAUCAAGAAAAUGCCAAUCUUCAUUUCUUUAUUCUAACUCGAUUGAAACAAGAAGUCCCAACAGGAAGGACAAGCUAAGCACCUGUGUUUCUAGAUAAAGUUGUAAGUGAUGUACAAAUUGUUUGUGUGAUCCAUGGUGUUGGAAACAGUUUAGCACAAAAUAUCCUGUGUCUUAAACACUAUCUGUAACUAGUUUCUUAAAUCCUGGUGGAUAAAUCUGUAUUGUGAUAUCUAUUUGACGUCAAUAAAGUUAUUGCAUACAAA
This is a messenger RNA of Rattus norvegicus (Norway rat), 2531 nucleotides long. RefSeq names its product synaptoporin (gene Synpr). NCBI's taxonomy places the organism in Eukaryota, Metazoa, Chordata, Mammalia, Rodentia, Muridae. The record is from RefSeq and is a predicted model, not a curated record. Gene Ontology annotation, cellular component: membrane; synapse; synaptic vesicle membrane.